UCAAGAUUGGGAGCUAAUGACAUUUGUCGAAAGUGGAGGUUGUGUUUGAACGAGGAGAGAGCAAAUUCAAAAAGACAAACACGUAAUAGAGUUGAAUUCUCCGUAUCUCCCAAAAUUCCAAAUUUCCUCUUUCAUUCUAACCCGCAAAUCAACGUAAUUCUCACCUCCACCGUCAUCUCGAUCCCUAAUCUCCGAUCAACUCGCCGCCGUAGCCACCGCCAUGGAGGAAGUCAAACUCGCUCCCGACGCCACUCACUCCGUUUCGCUGGACGAGGUAGCGCUGCACCGCGAAGACGAUCUCGAGCAAGGAGGCAAAAACAAAAAGUCGAUGCCGGAAAAUGACGUCGUCGAUGACACAAACGGAUCACCGGAUGGAAAUUUGAAGGCGGCGAAAUCGGUGAAGUGGAGCGAACAAUUGGUGUCUGAAUCGACUUAUACGCCUUCAAUUGAACCAGAUUCUUCGCCGUAUUCUCACUCUUCGGCUGGAUCUAACCCUUACGUUUCGCAUUCCUCUACUCCUUCUCUUCCCGAUGCUCCCUCUUUUAAAGAAAGGAUGGAUUCAGUUAAAGAUGUGCUGGGAAGAUGGGGGAAAAAUGUGAAGGAUGCUGCAAAGAAAGCUGAGGAUUACGCUGGCAAUACCUGGCAGCAUUUGAAAACAAGUCCUAGCUUUGCUGAUGCUGCUAUGGGAAGAAUUGUACACAGCACUAAAGUUUUAGCCGAGGGAGGUUAUGAGAAAAUCUUUCUCCAAACAUUUGACACAGUUCCUGAGGAGCAGGUCCAGGAUUCUUAUGCAUGUUACUUGUCUACAUCAGCUGGCCCGGUGAUGGGAACACUAUAUGUAUCUACAGCCAAGCUUGCCUUUUGUAGUGAUAACCCGCUUCCUUACAAAAAUGGCGAUCAGACUGAAUGGAGUUACUAUAAGGUGAUCAUCCCAUUGCAUCAGCUAAAAGCAGUGAACCCUUCUUCAAGCCGAGUAAAUUCAGCUGAAAAAUACAUCCAGAUUAUAUCCGUUGACAACCAUGAAUUUUGGUACAUGGGUUUCUUAAAUUACGACAAUGCCGUCAACAUUCUUCAAGGAGCUUUACAAUCCCGGGAUUUGCAAUCCGUAUGAGAGACUCCUCCGUUGAUAAAAGGUAGCCUCUUGACAUUUCAAGAUGUGCUUUUAUUUAAAGCUUAUUAUUGUGCUCGUUAUAUUGUAGGUUUUUGACAAUGUAGCUUUUAUGUGAUUCUUUUGGGAGGAUAGAGAAAUCUAAUUGACUAUUUAUAUAAUUAUAUAUACUUGUUCGAGUCCA
This is a messenger RNA of Spinacia oleracea (spinach), 1292 nucleotides long. RefSeq names its product GLABRA2 expression modulator. Bases 221 to 1111 code for a protein of 296 amino acids. The record is from RefSeq and is a predicted model, not a curated record. Lineage: Eukaryota; Viridiplantae; Streptophyta; Magnoliopsida; Caryophyllales; Amaranthaceae. The transcript is spliced from 4 exons.